UCAUCUUAUUUCCUGUGUUAACCAAUGAAAAGUUGUAAAUUUUUAUAUUUUACAUAUUAUACAUCUGGUUAGGUAUGCAGUAGCUGCCAUUAGAUCAUCAAACAAGAACAUUUUUCUAAAUUUCUUCAGCAUUUUUAUUAUUAUUUCAAGUUGGCAAGAAUGACUUUUUACUAUGUUUUUCCAAGUGGGGAUUUAAACAUGUACCAAAUUUCUUCAUUCAACUUAUUUUCUGGUCAAUCAUUCAUCAACUUUGUAUAAUUUAUUAAAUUUGUGUUCUUGAUAUAUAAGAGUUGAUAUGCUCUGUGCUCUCUUGGUUGCUCUGAAAAAUGGCUGAUAUUUACUUAAACACAAGACUUGUUAAUCUAUGCUACAUCUUCUUGAUCUUGUGUACUCAUUCUGUCUUUUCACAAAUUCAAGUUACCAAGAAGCUUAUGCAAGGUGAGGUGAUGAAAGAUGAUGGUCAGAUCAUAAUAUCAGAUAAUCAAGUUUUUGGCUUUGGAUUCUUUAGUCCAGGCAAUCCGAGUUUUCGAUAUGUUGGUGUAUGGUACAAUAAAAUUCCAGAUAAAACAGUUAUAUGGGUUGCCAAUAGAGACAAGCCUGUUUCUGGAAAAUCUGGUUUUUUAAGCUUUGGGGAUGAUGGAAAUCUGAAACUCUCAGAUGGGACUAAUGAGAUUUGGUCCACUAAUUCUUCAUCAGUUUCGAGCAAUUCUUCUAUAGCCCUUAUGGAUACUGGAAAUCUUGCUCUUUGUAGAAGUGAAGAUGUUGAUACUAAUCGAAAAGCCUUGUGGCAAAGCUUUAGCUGGCCUUCAGAUACAUUUUUACCUGAAAUGAGAGUGUACACGAAAUCAAGUACUCAAAAUCUUCCUGUCUUUGUUUCUUGGAAAAGUCCGAGUGAUCCUUCACCAGGGAACUAUUCUAUGGCAUUUGAUCCACGAGGGGCGCCACAGAUAGUUGUGAAGGAAGGAUUGAGACGACGUCUGUGGAGAAGCGGGCACUGGAAUGGCCAGAUUUUUAUUGGAGUUCCUAAUAAUAGGGCACGGUUUGAUUCUGGUUUCGGGACAACUAAUGAUUACAAUACUGGAGAUAUUUUCUUCACGUAUACAGCUGCAAGCCGAUCAGUGCUAGUGAGAUUUGGUAUUUUGUGGAAUGGUACUACUGAACAAUUGAUUUGGGAUGAGGGUAAAAAAGUUUGGAAUGUGGCACUUAGACAGCCAAGUGAUGAAUGUGGAGAGUAUAACAGAUGUGGGAAUAAUGGAUUUUGUAGCAUGAAGGAUCCGAAAAGAUGUAGUUGUAUCAUAGGGUUUCGUCCAAAGUCUGAAGAUGAGUGGCGCAGAGGAGUCUGGUCUGGUGGGUGCAUUAGGAAGGAAGAUCUGAAGUGUGACGAGAGUGGUACAAGUGAUGGUUUUCUGGAACUGCAGAGUGUUAAAUUACCUGAUUUUGCUGAUACUCAGGCUGGUGAUUCGGGAGACUGUGAAGAUAAAUGCACGAAGAAUUGUUCUUGUAGUGCCUAUGGAUAUGUAGAAGGUAUUGGGUGCAUGGUUUAUAGUGGUGAUCUGAUUGACAUUGAACAUCUUGAAGCCGGUGACAAUUCAGUGUAUGUUCGUGUAUCAAAUUCUGAACUUGGACGUAAGAAGAGUGUAUCAACUGCAGCAAUUAUAGGAAUAGCAGUAGGGGGAAUAAUUAUUCUUGGGAUUUUAUUCUUGGCUUUCUGGAGAUUCCGAGGAAAAUUAAAAGGAGUCCUGAAGAAGGAGCAGAGGAAUUCAUUGUUAACUAUCGGAGGCAGAAGUCAGGACUUAUCUGCUGGAUUUUCAGCAGUCGAUGAGCUAUCAACGGAUGGGAAGCAAGAUACUGGACCUCAGUUGCCAUUAUUCAGUUUCACUUUUGUGGAAUUAGCCACUGAGUAUUUCGCAAACAAGAACAAACUUGGUGAAGGCGGAUUUGGUCCUGUAUACAAGGGAAUUUUGCCCGGGGGACAAGAAGUGGCUGUUAAAAGACUAUCAAAGUGGUCUGGACAAGGUUUAGAGGAAUUUAAAACCGAAAUGAUACUGAUAGCUAAGCUGCAACAUCGGAAUCUUGUUAGACUGCUCGGCUGUUGCAUUGAAGGGGAAGAAAAGUUGCUGAUUUAUGAAUACAUGCCUAACAAAAGUUUGGAUUCACUUCUUUUUGAUGCAAUUCAAAGAUCGCAACUGGACUGGAAUAAACGAUAUGCAAUCAUUGAAGGGGUUGCACGAGGGCUACUUUAUCUUCAUCGAGAUUCAAGGCUUAGAAUAAUUCAUCGAGAUUUAAAAGCUAGCAAUAUCUUGUUGGACGAGGAAAUGCAGCCAAAAAUUUCAGAUUUUGGCAUGGCAAGAAUAUUUGGAGGGAACCAAAAUGAAGCAAAUACAAUGCGAGUUGUUGGUACAUAUGGUUACAUGUCGCCAGAGUAUGCAAUGGAAGGCCUAUUUUCUGUAAAAUCUGACGUAUAUAGCUUUGGCGUAUUACUGCUGGAAAUUGUCAGCGGCCACAGAAAUAAUUCUUUUCGCACACCUGAUUUUACCAAUCUUCUUCGAUAUGCAUGGAAUUUAUGGAAAGAAGGCAGAACGGAGGAGAUGAUCGAUCCUAUAAUUGCAGAUUCAUGCCCUCAUACGAAAGUACUUCAAAUCAUUCAUGUAGCACUGUUGUGUGUGCAGAUGUCUGCAGCACACAGACCAACUAUGUCACAAGUUCUUAAUAUGAUAGAGAGUGAGAAUGCCACUCUUCCAAUUCCUAAAAAUCCGGAUAUGUCACCGACAAAUUCUGCAGAUAUGGACUCCAUUAUGCAAGAUCAUGAUACUAAUAUAUCCUCCACAGAAGUAACUGUGACAGAAGUGAUCGGAAGAUGUGAGUUGGGUGUGUUUUGUGUUUUUCAAAUGGAUUCCAAACAGACCUGCAAAUUUGUGUUACUUUGUACAAUAGUAUGUGUACUCUUUUGUACCUGCACCUCAAUUGAUACAAUAGCCACAACUCAGUUCAUAUCUGAUGCUAAAAAUGAUACCCUUUUAUCUUCUAAUGGUGUCUUCAGACUUGGUUUCUUUAGCCCUCCAAUGUCGAAAAACAGAUAUGUUGGUAUAUGGUUCAGUGAAGUUCAUGUACAAAAUGUUGUGUGGGUUGCUAACAGAGACAGUCCUUUGAAAUCCAACGAUGGCGUUUUUAAGAUCUUGGGUAAUGGAAACAUUGGUAUUUUCUCUGAAAGCCAGGCAAAGCAGCCUGUUUGGUCUAGCAAUGUAACAGAAGUCUCUGCUGCUAGUAGUAUUCAUGCAAAGCUACUGGAUUCAGGAAACUUGGUCUUGAUUUCUGGGUCAGGCCGGGUUAUAUGGCAAAGCUUUGAUCACCCAACUGACACAAUCUUGGCGGGGAUGAAGCUAGGGGUGGACAAGAGAACAGGUCUUAACCGGGUCAUAACUUCUUGGAAGUCCCCAAAUGACCCGGGAACUGGGGAUGUUUCGUUUGUGUUGGAUGCAAGUACUGAGCUGCCUCAGCUGUACGGGGAGAUGGACUCUUACAGAGUCUGGCGGGGUGGCCCGUGGAAUGGUCAGAUUAUGAUUGGUGUGCCUAUGGCUUCAAGAAUUAAGCCUGUGGAGUUUUCUAUAGAAGCUGCAAUUUUUAAUUACACCUUUGUAAACAAUAAAGAUGAGGUCUACAUAACGUUUGGAAGUGCUCCAGCCUCUAGAGUUUUCAGAAGGCUUAAGGUUGAAACAGCUGGAUAUGCAGAGCAGCAGCUGUGGAAUGCAGAAAGCAAGGAAUGGACUAUAAUCUGGACUGCUCCACAAGACCGGUGUGAUAAGUAUAAGCGUUGUGGGGCGUACAGCUUAUGUAACAAUACCAAUUCUAUACAGUGUAUGUGUUUGCCGGGAUAUGAAGCAGAACAAUAUCAAGAAUGGGACAUGAAUUGUGUUGAGAAGAGGAAAGAAUUGCACUCGUCGUGUGGAAAAGGAAAAGGGGAGGGAUUUAUGAAAAUCACAGGCCUUAAACUUCCUGAUGCUAGUAAUGCUAACUUUAUGAAGAAUAUGAGCUUGCAAGAGUGCGAAUUAGAGUGUUUUAAGAACUGUAAUUGUACUGCAUAUGCGAGUGCUGAUGUGAACGUUGGAGGGCGAGGUUGUUUUGCAUGGUAUGGGGAGUUGAUUGAUGUACGAACUUACGUUGCAGAUGGACAGGACUUGUAUAUAAGAGUGGAUGCUCAAGUACUCGAGGAGAACAGAAAGAAGGGACAUGGAAUGCACAAGAAAAUGAUGCUUCUAAUAAUCUUUGUAGCACUCGGUCUGGGAGUUCUCUUGUUUAUUUACUGGUGGAGAAAACGAGAUAAGAAGAAAGCUAAGGAGCGGAAGAGAAGAUACCUGGAAAUGAUGCUCGAAGAUUCAGUGAUAGAUCCAAGCAAUGAGGUGUCACAUGCCAAUAGCCUAGCAGACAACAGUAACAUAGAACUGACAUUCUUCCAGUUAGAUACUAUCCUGAAGGCAACAGAUAAUUUCUCCCCUGCUAAAAAGCUUGGACAAGGAGGUUUUGGCCCAGUUUAUAAGGGUGAGCUAUUAAAUGGACAGGAUAUAGCGGUGAAGAGGCUAUCAAGAAGCUCAGAGCAAGGAAUUUCUGAGUUUAAGAAUGAGGCGUUGCUGAUUGCAAAACUUCAGCACAGAAAUCUUGUCAGACUUCUAGGCUGUUGCAUUGACAAUGAAGAGAAAAUUCUCAUCUAUGAGUUCAUGCCAAAUCUGAGCUUAGACUGUUUUCUCUUUGACGAAACCAGGAAGUCACUGCUGGACUGGAAUAAGCGCCAUGAUAUAAUUGUGGGAAUUGCUCGAGGAAUCCUGUAUCUUCAUCAAGAUUCCAGGUUUAAAAUUAUCCACAGAGAUUUGAAAACUAGCAACAUUCUGUUAGACAAAGACCUGAAUCCAAAAAUCUCUGAUUUUGGUACGGCAAGAUUAUUUGGAGGGAAUCAAAGUCAAGCAAAUACUGGUACAGUUGUCGGGACAUUCGGUUACAUGUCACCAGAGUAUAUCUUGCAUGGCCUGUUCUCGGAUAAAUCUGAUGUCUUCAGUUUUGGAGUCCUACUACUGGAGAUAAUCAGUGGAAAAAAAAAUAGUGGAGUAGUCCUUGAUGUUUAUCCACCUUCAAACUUAAUAAGUUAUGUGUGGGAGCGGUGGACUGCUGGUAAAGCCAUAGACAUCUUAGACAUAUCCAUAGCAGAUUCAUGUCCAGUUCAUGAGGUCUUACGGUGUAUUCAAGUCGGGCUUCUGUGUGUCCAAGACAAUUCACCUGAUAGGCCAACUAUGUCAACUGUUGUAUUCAUGCUUAGUAAUGAUGCUGCUCUUCCUUUACCAAAGCAGCCGGUGUUUGCCAUGUACAGAAGUCAUCAUAAUCCGGACUCAAUCAUCUACGACACAAACUCAUCCUCCCUAAACGACUUGACAAUUACCAAUCCUGUUGGUCGCUAAGUUUCCAGUAUUGUA
Molecule: messenger RNA, 5459 nt
Organism: Daucus carota subsp. sativus
Lineage: Eukaryota; Viridiplantae; Streptophyta; Magnoliopsida; Apiales; Apiaceae
Exons: 15
Coding region: 327-5444 (1705 amino acids)
Biological process (GO): protein phosphorylation; recognition of pollen
Molecular function (GO): ATP binding; protein kinase activity
Source: RefSeq, a predicted model, not a curated record